This is a messenger RNA of Aspergillus clavatus NRRL 1, 1215 nucleotides long. It is a transcript of the gene ddiA, whose product is annotated as putative DNA damage-inducible v-SNARE binding protein Ddi1. The record is from RefSeq and is a predicted model, not a curated record. The coding region runs from base 1 to 1215 and encodes 404 amino acids. Gene Ontology annotation, biological process: proteolysis. Gene Ontology annotation, molecular function: protein binding; aspartic-type endopeptidase activity. The transcript has 2 exons. NCBI's taxonomy places the organism in Eukaryota, Fungi, Ascomycota, Eurotiomycetes, Eurotiales, Aspergillaceae.
AUGAGCGUUGAGCUGCUGAAAGCCAUCGUCGAGAGCGAAACAUCCAUUCCUGCCAAUACACAGCGACUCGUCUACAAUAAUCAGCUACUGGGAAAUGACUCACAGACGUUGGAGCAGAUCGGGAUUGGGGAAGGGGACAUGCUAGGUGUUCACGUUACCUUGCGGAGCCCACAGGCGCCCGCUCGCAGUGUAGGGCCCCCCAGCACGGCAGCCCAACAAAAUCUUCAGCGUCGGCAGGCGGCGGCCCCCGAUCCGGAAACUAUUCGACUCCAUAUCCUGGGUGAUCCGCGAGUGCGCGAGGCAGUGCGACGGCAAAACCCUGAGCUGGCGCAAGCUGCAGACGACGCCCACCGAUUCCGUGAGGUCCUGAUGGCACAACAGCGGCGGGAGGCUCAGCUCGAGGCGGAGAAGGAGGCGCGGAUCGCCAUGUUGAACUCAGAUCCCUUCAACCCGGAGAAUCAAAGGGAGAUUGAGGAGAUCAUUCGACAGAAUGCGGUGACCGAGAACCUGCACACUGCCAUGGAGCAUCAUCCUGAAUCAUUCGGUCGCGUGACGAUGUUGUAUAUUCCUGUCGAAGUCAACGGUCACAAAGUCAAUGCGUUUGUCGAUUCCGGGGCACAGGUCACCAUUAUGUCUCCCGAGUGUGCGACCGCCUGUAAUAUCAUGCGCUUGGUGGACCAACGGUACGGCGGUAUUGCAAAAGGUGUUGGAACGGCCACCAUCCUGGGUCGGGUACACUCGGCGCAGAUCAAGAUCGGUAGCAUGUUCCUGCCAUGCUCCUUCACGGUCAUGGAAGGGAAGCACAUUGACUUACUCCUCGGCCUGGAUAUGCUGAGGCGACACCAAGCGUGCAUCGACCUCAAGAACGGCGCUCUGGUGAUCCAAGACCAAGCGGUGCCAUUCCUGGGAGAAGCCGACAUCCCCAGGCAGCUGCAGGAUGAAUUCGAGGAUGAGCCCAUCAUCAAGGGUGCUGAUGGUGCCGAAGUCGGCGCUCGAACCGGUGCGAUCACGCAUCAGGCCAGCGGCUCCAGCACAUCAGCUGCUGCUCCGUCGUCUUCGACGCCGAGAAUGAACAUUCGUCCCGCGGCAUCAUCACGAUGGCCGCAGGACUCGAUCGCAAAAAUCACAGAGCUCGGGUUUACUCGGGAGGAGGCGAUCCGGGCAUUGGAUGCAGCCAACGGGGACCUUGAUGGGGCCAUUGGUUUCUUGAUCUGA